AUGGAAAUCUAUGAAUUCCAUCACCUGAUCGCCGAAGGCUUCGGUCCGGAUCGCAGCGCGUUCCUGUCCAGCUUCUUCGCGCUGGUCGGCACCCACGGUCUGCACGUAACUUCCGGCCUGAUUUGGAUCAUCGUGAUGAUGAUUCAGGGAGCAUCGACUAUCCCCUGUUUCUCGCCACCCUGGUGGUGUCUCGUGGUGGUCGCGUCGGGCUGUGUGUUUAACAACUACAUCGACCGCGACAUCGACAAGAAAAUGGAGAGAACGAAGAAUCGGGUGCUGGUAAAAGGCCUGAUCGCGCCGAGUGUCACCCUGGUUUAUGCGACCGUGUUGGGUAUUGCGGGCUUCGCGUUGCUGUAUAUCGCGGCCAACCCGCUGGCCAUGUGGCUGGCGGUGAUGGGCUUCGUGGUUUAUGUCGGCGUUUACAGCCUGUACAUGAAACGCCACUCGGUCUACGGCACGCUGAUCGGCAGCCUGUCGGGCGCCGCGCCGCCGGUUAUCGGCUAUUGCGCGGUGACCAACGAGUUCGACGCCGGCGCGUUGAUCCUGCUGGCUAUCUUUAGCCUGUGGCAGAUGCCGCAUCUUAUGCGAUCGCUAUCUUCCGCUUUAAGAUUACCAGGCGGCCAACAUUCCGGUCCUGCCGGUGGUGAAAGGCAUUUCGUCGCCAAGAACCACAUCACGGUCUACAUCCUGGCGUUUAUGAUCGCCACGCUGAUGCUGACCCUGGUAGGUUAUGCCGGCUACAAGUACCUGAUCGUCGCUGCGGCGGUGAGCGUAUGGUGGCUCGGCAUGGCGCUGCGCGGUUACAAGACCGAAAACGACAGCGUCUGGGCGCGUAAACUGUUCGUGUUCUCCAUCGUCGCCAUCACCUCGCUGAGCGUGAUGAUGUCGAUCGACUUCAGCGCCACGGCGGCGCCUGAAGCGCUGGUGACCUACGUUUGGUAA
Nilaparvata lugens (brown planthopper) is the source of this 942-nucleotide messenger RNA. RefSeq names its product protoheme IX farnesyltransferase-like. Gene Ontology annotation, biological process: heme biosynthetic process. The record is from RefSeq and is a predicted model, not a curated record. NCBI's taxonomy places the organism in Eukaryota, Metazoa, Arthropoda, Insecta, Hemiptera, Delphacidae. Bases 1 to 942 code for a protein of 313 amino acids. Gene Ontology annotation, molecular function: protoheme IX farnesyltransferase activity; electron transfer activity. Gene Ontology annotation, cellular component: membrane. The transcript has 2 exons.